Molecule: messenger RNA, 996 nt
Organism: Prorocentrum cordatum
Lineage: Eukaryota; Dinophyceae; Prorocentrales; Prorocentraceae
Source: the annotation of a GenBank genome assembly
AUGGCGAGGGCAACCGCGCUCGCUGUGUGUGCUCAAGCUUCAACAGGAGCCGGAAAUGCCAUCGCGCGCGGCCUGGCUCAUAGGCACCUGUGCGCAGCUCCUGACUUCGUACUGGUGGCGCAGCCACCCCUGCCCCGCUUGCCCGGGGUGCCCCAGUGCUUCUUGCCCUUCGUUUCCGAGUGCGAGCUGCCCGACCUGUCCGAGCUUCAGGCCGAGGAGGCAGUGCCCGAGGGGCCGAGCCCUCGGGCUGCCGCAGCGGCGCCCGAGCCCACGGCCACGCCUGAGGUCGCCCAGGAAACCUCGGCGCCGGGGUCUGGCGGGGCGGCGUGGGGCGCGUGGCUGGCUGAGCUGGCGCUGCUGGGGUUCAACCUGCUGUUCCUCGGGCUGCAGGUGAUACGCGUGGUGGUGGUCAACGGCUGCAGCCGCCUGUGGGCAGCGGCGGCGCCGGCGGCUCCAGCACUUCUGCUUAGUACCCCCGACCUGGACGUCUACCAGGAAGACUACGGACGUGGCAGCCUGGACAUCCUGGCCGUGAGGUACGGCGCUAGCCGCAGAGAUCGUUGUGGUAUCGACCCGGUGCAGACCUACGGGUUCAGGCGGAGGCUGACGGCGGCGGACGAGAAGGUCAUCAGCGCUGCCUUGACACAGGUGGCGGACGAGGAGUACCUGGCUCGCGAGACCGCGGCCAGGCGACCUCCGGUGCUGCCAGGCUCGGGGGCGCUGUUGCUGUUCGACUUCAGCCAACUCGCCGCGGCCGCUGGGGCCAUCGUGCCCGCCGGGCCCGCCGCUCCGGGGGCGCCCGAGGCCGCAGGCCUUGCUGGGGUGGCCCCCGCCCUUGGGCCUGCGCUGGGCGCGCCCGGACUGGCGGGGGCCGCGCUGGGCGCGCCUGUGGCGGCGCCGCCGCCGGCAGCAGCUGGCGCGGGGGCGGGAGCCGCUACCGGCGGGGCCGCCGGGGCAGUGCCUGGGCUCUUCGCGGCUCCAGCGGCGGCCGAGUGG